Molecule: messenger RNA, 593 nt
Organism: Vicia villosa (hairy vetch)
Lineage: Eukaryota; Viridiplantae; Streptophyta; Magnoliopsida; Fabales; Fabaceae
Exons: 1
Coding region: 104-589 (161 amino acids)
Source: RefSeq, a predicted model, not a curated record
UUAUUUUGAUAGUCUAACAUUUAUGAGAGCGUCUUAUUUUCCACAUUUUUAUUUCAUCUUCUCUUCCUAAUCGCGUGUUUCACGCUACGCCGCCGACCCAACCAUGUCUGAUUCUACCACCACCGCCGCCGUUACUUCGCCGUCACCAACUCUUCGCCGCCACAACUCCAUAACGGCCAUAACACCCAACAAGUUUCACCCUUCAGCAAACAAGCCACCCCUCCGCACAACAAGCUUAGAUUUGGAGCUUCUCUUACUCAAAUCCCCUUACACUUCAUACACAUCACUCAGAGACAUGCUUCCUUCUCCUCACGCCGCCGUCAACUCUCCGACAACCUCAUCCGCCACCAUCAACUCCGGAUACGAGAUCUCAAUCCGCAAUCAUCUCGUUAAGCAAGCUGCCUGGGCUUACCUUCAGCCCAUGUCAUCUUUUCCAACAAACUCCUCCACUCCAAAUUUCCUCCGCCGCCUCUGCCACCGUCUCUCCUCCUCCAGUUCAAUAACCUCUUGUUUUACUUCAAUGGUUUCGGGUUUUACCCGAAUUUUUCAUCAAAUACUCCAAGCAUUCCGGGGUCAAGUAAGAGCAUGAUGGA